UCUGCCUGUAGAAUCUAGUGAGCUGUCUGAAGGAUCUUGUCUUCAUAACAAAGUAGCUGUUACAGUGGAUUAAUAUCCAGUAUUCUGUGUGGCCUGAUGAUAUAACAGUGGCAAUGAGGAGGGCAUCUUCAUGUGGCAGUACUGCUGUAUCUGCACUGGAAACAUCUACAAAGUGCAGGAUGGUGGAUCCAGAGAGUGAGGUGCCUCCUCUCCCUCCCAGGUACAGGUUCCGGGAUUUGUUGCUUGGAGAUCAGGGAUGGCAGAACGACGACAGGGUACAGGUUGAAUUCUACAUGAAUGAAAAUACAUUUAAAGAGAGGCUAAAGUUAUUUUUCAUCAAAAACCAAAGAUCAAGCCUCAGAAUUCGCUUGUUCAAUUUUUCACUCAAGCUGCUAAGUUGUUUCUUGUAUAUAUGCAGAGUGCUCCUGGAUGAUCUUUCUCAGGAACAUGAAUGCAAGGAAUUAAUCCGGGCUUGUUCCGGUCAAAACUACACUCCUGCGGAGAUAGAUUGGUCACCUAUUAUUUGGGUGAACAGAAGUUUACCUUUAUGGGGACUACAGGUAUCGGUGGCUUUGAUAAGUUUAUUUGAAACCAUGCUCCUGAGCUAUCUCAGCUAUAAAGGCAACAUAUGGGAGCAGGUUUUGCGCAUUCCCUUCCUGUUGGAAAUUAUCAAUGCUAUUCCUUUCAUCAUUACAAUUUUCUGGCCCACAUUAAGAAACUUAUUUAUUCCAGUAUUUUUAAAUUGUUGGCUUGCCAAGCAUGCUUUGGAAAAUAUGAUUAAUGAUCUGCAUAGAGCCAUUCAACGCACACAAUCUGCAAUGUUCAACCAAGUUCUGAUUUUGAUAUCUACACUACUAUGUCUUAUCUUUACAUGUAUUUGUGGAAUUCAGCAUCUGGAGCGAGCAGGAAACAAGUUGACUCUCUUUGACUCCCUUUAUUUCUGCAUAGUGACAUUUUCCACUGUGGGCUUUGGGGAUGUUACUCCUAAGAUCUGGCCUUCAAAACUGCUGGUUGUCAUUAUGAUCUGUGUUGCUCUUGUGGUAUUACCAAUACAGUUUGAACAGCUGGCUUAUUUGUGGAUGGAAAGACAAAAAUCAGGUGGAAAUUAUAGCCGACACAGAGCUCAGACAGAAAAGCAUGUGGUAUUGUGCGUCAGUUCUCUCAAGAUUGACCUCCUCAUGGAUUUCCUAAAUGAGUUCUAUGCUCAUCCCCGGCUCCAGGACUACUAUGUUGUUAUCUUGUGUCCCGCUGAGAUGGAUGCUCAAGUUAGAAGAAUAUUACAGAUUCCAAUGUGGUCCCAAAGAGUUAUCUAUCUGCAAGGUUCAGCUCUGAAGGAUCAGGACCUGCUGAGAGCUAAGAUGGAUGAUGCUGAGGCCUGUUUCAUUUUAAGUAGCCGCUGUGAAGUGGACAGGACCGCAGCAGAUCAUCAAACAAUUUUAAGAGCUUGGGCAGUUAAAGAUUUCGCUCCAAAUUGCCCUCUUUAUGUGCAGAUACUGAAGCCUGAAAAUAAGUUCCACAUCAAAUUUGCAGAUCAUGUCGUAUGCGAGGAAGAAUUCAAAUAUGCAAUGUUAGCUUUAAACUGUAUUUGCCCAGCUACAUCUACACUCAUCACUUUGUUAGUUCAUACCUCAAGAGGGCAGGAGGGCCAGCAAUCACCAGAACAAUGGCAGAAAAUGUAUGGCAGGUGCUCUGGUAACGAAGUGUAUCACAUUAACCUGGAGGAGAGUGUGUUUUUCGCUGAAUAUGAGGGAAAGAGUUUCACAUAUGCAUCUUUCCAUGCACAUAAAAAGUUUGGCGUCUGUUUAAUUGGUGUUAGGAGGGAAGACAACAAAAAUAUUUUACUAAACCCAGGUCCUCGCUAUAUUAUGAGCUCCUCAGACAUAUGUUUUUAUAUCAACAUCACGAAAGAAGAAAACUCUGCUUUCAAAAAGCAAGAGCAGCACCGGAAAAAUCACCAUAUCAGGUCAUUUUAUCAUGGCCCUUCUCGAUUACCAGUGCACAGUAUAAUUGCUAGUAUGGGUACGGUAGCAAUAGAUUUGCAAGAUACAGGCUGCAGAUCCUCUGCUGGGACUUCCCUAACUCUUCCUUCUGAGUCAGGCAAAGCAGGCAGAAGGCCUAGCAUAGCACCUGUUCUGGAAGUCGCGGACUCCUCGGCCCUUCAUACCUGUGAUCUCUUAAGUGACCAGUCAGAAGAUGAAACAACUCCCUCGGAUGAAGAAGUCUCUAAUGGCCUAGAGUAUCUGAAAGGCUAUCCCCCUUACUCCCCGUACAUAGGAAGUUCUCCCACGUUUUGCCAUUUGCUUCAUGAAAAAGUGCCAUUUUGCUGUCUAAGGUUAGAUAAGGGGUGCCAGCAUAAUUACUAUGAAGAUGCCAAAGCCUAUGGAUUCAAAAAUAAAAUCAUUAUAGUUGCUGCAGAGACUGCUGGGAAUGGCCUCUACAACUUCAUUGUUCCUCUCAGGGCUUAUUACAGACCAAAGAAAGAACUUAACCCAAUAGUUUUACUACUGGAUAAUCCGCCAGAUAUGCAUUUUCUGGAUGCAAUCUGUUGGUUUCCAAUGGUUUACUACAUGGUGGGCUCUAUUGACAACCUAGAUGAUUUGCUAAGGUGUGGCGUGACCUUUGCUGCCAACAUGGUUGUGGUGGACAAGGAAAGCACUAUGAGUGCUGAAGAAGACUAUAUGGCAGAUGCUAAGACUAUUGUAAAUGUACAAACCCUCUUCAGGCUGUUCUCCAGUCUGAGCAUCAUCACUGAAUUAACUCAUCCAGCCAAUAUGAGAUUCAUGCAAUUCAGGGCAAAAGACUGCUAUUCUCUUGCACUGUCUAAACUGGAGAAGAAAGAGAGAGAGAAGGGAUCAAACCUGGCAUUCAUGUUUCGGUUGCCCUUUGCUGCUGGUAGAGUUUUCAGUAUCAGCAUGCUCGACACCCUGCUAUACCAGUCAUUUGUUAAGGAUUACAUGAUCUCUAUCACAAGACUUCUGCUGGGACUUGAUACUACACCAGGAUCUGGGUUUCUAUGUUCUAUGAAAAUCACAGAAGAUGAUUUGUGGAUCAGAACAUAUGCCAGACUUUACCAGAAGCUUUGUUCUUCUACUGGAGAUAUUCCAAUUGGAAUUUAUAGGACCGAAUCACAGAAACUUACAAUGUCUGAGUCUCGAGAAAUGGCUUCACAAUCUCAAAUUUCUAUCAGUGUGGAAGAAUGGGAGGACACCAAGGAUAAUAAAGAACAAUUUAACUACCGUAGCAACCAUCGUAACUCGACAUCCAGCGAUCAGUCAGAUCAUCCUUUGUUACGACGAAAAAGUAUGCAGUGGGCUCGUCGGCUGAGCCGAAAAGUGCCAAAGCAUUCCACAAAAACAGCAGAGAAAAUAAGUCAGCAGAGAAUGAAUCUUUAUAGAAGGUCAGAAAGACAAGAACUUGCUGAACUGGUGAAAAACAGAAUGAAACAUUUGGGACUUUCAACAGCAGGAUAUGAUGAAAUGAAUGAUCAUCAAAACACCCUUUCUUACAUACUGAUCAAUCCUUCACCAGACACGCGACUGGAACUGAAUGACGUUGUAUACUUGAUCCGCCCAGAUCCAUUGUCAUAUGUUCCAAAUACUUCAUCCAGCCGGAAAAACAGUUUCUGCAACACCACUGGGCAAGAUACCAGGGAAGAAACACAGCUUUGAUGCAUUACGUGGAUCACUGAUGAAAAGACAUUUUUAUACAAAUAGUUGUUUUGAAAUUUAGUGAAAAUGAAACAAGUUGAUUAUGCCCGGACUUUCAUGAGCCUAGACAUAAUACUCAACUAAUGUUAACCAAACAACUGCUUCACUUAAAUUUUAGGAAUAAUUCUGAAAAGCUGGCCUGAAUAAAGUUUCUAAAUAAUUAUUCUGACCCCGCAGCUGAAAUUAACAAAAUUAUCUGUAAAAUCCAAGCAAGUGUGUCCAUGGAAAUGCUCAGUGAAAGAAACAAGUUUCUAAUUUGAAAUCUAAAUGAUUUAUUUUUUCAAGGAGAUGCUAAGCAUUAAGAUAAUGUUUUCUUAUCCUGUCUUUGAUCAGCCACCUGGGCUUUUUUCAGACAUUCUUAUCUGUAAUACAUGCAGUCAUUGUGUAUCCCAAAACCACAAACUUCUGGAUGUUGCAAAUUAUGUUGUUAGUCAAAGGAAGGUUCAUACAUGCUAACACUUUAAAUAUGGAAUUUAAAGCAAAUGUGUUGUGUGGAGCCAGAAUAUCCAGUACUUGCUAGGCUGACAAAUGUCAACACUGAAUAACAGUAAUCCAGUGUGCAUUUUCAUAGGCUUCUUUAGUUCCUUUUAUUUCUUACAUCACAUAUAGUUUAUUUCAAGUUCUUCGAAAUAAUUGUUUGUUUAGAUGUGCACGAAACGGAUUUUGUGUUUUGCUUCAAGCUCGGGGGAAAAUGCAGACGGCCGAAACAUUUCAUCAAAACAAUUGGUCUGACUGGUUGUUUCAACAAAACAAACUCAAAAUGUUUCGAGUGUUUUGGUCAUAGGGAACAAUGGGGAAUCUCGAAACACGUUCAUGGGAUCUGAGCCAUCGCUGACUGACCAGGAGAGGGAUCUGGGGGUUGUGGUGGAAAGCUCAUUGAAAGUAUCGACUCAGUGUGCAGCAGCUGUGAAAAAGGCCAAUUCCAUGCUAGGGAUCAUUAGGAUGGGUAUUGAAAAUAAAACUGCUAAUAUUAUCAUGCCCUUAUACAAAAUGAUGGUGUGGCCACACCUGAAGUACUGUGUACAAUUCUGGUCACCACAUCUUAAAAAGGACAUUGUAGAACUGCAAAAGGUUCAGAAGAGUACAACCAAGAUGAUCAGGGGCCUAGAGCACCAUUCUUAUGAGGCAAGGCUACAACACCUGGGGCUAUUUAGUUUAGAAAAAAGGAGACUGAGGGGAGACAUGAUAGAGGUCUAUAAAAUCAUGCAUAGUGUGGAGAAAGUGGAUAGAGAGAAAUUCUUCUCCCUCUCAUAUUACACUAGAACCAGGGGGCAUCCCAUGAAAUUGACUGCCACAAAAUUUAGGACCAGCAAACAGAGGUACUUUUUCACACAACACCUAAUCAACUUGUGAAAUUCUCUGCCACAAGAUGUGGUGACAGACAACAACUUGGAUGGCUUAAGAGGAGUUUGGAUAAUUUCAUGGAGGAGUGGUCUAUCAAUGGCUACUAGUUGGAGGGCUAUGGGCCACUUCCAGCCUCAAAGGCAGGAUGCCUCUGAGUACCAGUUGCAGGGGAGUAACAGCAGGAGAGAAGGCAUGCCGUCAAAUCCUGCCUAUAGACUUCCAGCGGCAUCUGGUGGACCACUGUGUGAAACAGGAUGCUGGACUAGAUGGGCCUUGGGCCUAACCCAGCAGGGCUGUUAUUAUAUUCUUAUCCCAUUGUUCCCCAUGGGUAGCUUCUAGGGGAACCAAAGUAGAUUGUCUGAUAGGGCAUGAUGGGUGCUACCUACCACUCACCCACAAAAGAAAUGGGCAAACAGGCAAUUUUAAACUAACCUUUACCCCAAGCCCCCAUAGGAUCCUAUGGGGAGUCCCUAGGAGCUACCCAUGGGGAGCAAUUGGGUGUUUCGAGUUUCCCCAUUGUUCCUUUUGGCUGGAACAAGCUGCACUCACAGAGUGCAUGCACAAAAGCUUUGCAUUGCAAUAUGCAAUGCAUUUUGCAACCUUGACUUGAAAAACACUGCAGAAGCACACAGUAAAGGGGAAUCUGUCCCUCCUAGCACAGAACACACAUUUCAAACACAGUCCGCAAAUGGCCAAAAAAUAAUCAUUGAUACAGUGAUUGGCAUAUCACUGUGCAACAUCAUUGGCACAUCACUGUGUAACAUCAUUGGCACAGUAGCAGUAACAUCGUUGGCACAAGUUGCUCUCUCAACACACAAUUAUGAUUCCUUACAUCCUAGCAUUGCAACAGCUACCACAGCAGCAACUUUGUAGCAAGCAGAACCAUAAGCUCAACUAGAACAACUUCAGCCACAUUUUGACUGAGUACACCUUGAAAUGCAGAUUACAGAGCAGUAAGUGAAGCACAAGUUAGUCUCAAGGCCAGACAUGGAGCUCAUCACCAAGAAAUAUCACACACACACACACACACACAAACACACAGCACUGCCACUCACAAACAAAACAAACCACAACUCAAGGUUGGCAAGCAGGCACCCAAGUUCUGCCUUUGUGAAUCUGAGAUCCAGCAAAACCAGAUUGUUAUAGCAACAAUAGCACAGCAUACCGUAUUAUACUUGGUGCUGAGAUAAAUCACAAAAUCAAACCUUCCUUGAUUCCCUCUUCCUCUCCUCUCCUAAUGUAUCCUUUUCAAGAGAAGCACACUAUAAGGGUUGUUGUUGUUGUUGUUGUUGUUGUUAAUUCGAUUUCUAUGCCGCCCUUCCAAAAAUGGCUCAGGGUGGUUUACAAAGAGAGAUAACAAAUAAGAUGGCUCCCUGUCCCCAAAGGGCUCACAUUCUAAAAAGAAACAUAAGACACACACCAGCAACAGUCAAUGGAAGUACUGUGCUGGGGGUGGAUAGGGCCAGUUACUCUCCCCCUGCUAAAUAAAGAGAAUCACCACGGUAAAAGGUGCCUCUUUGCCCAGUUAGCAGGGGUUCUCUCUGCCUUCCAAUCCCCUUGAAUACAUUUUGAAAUUCCCUCCUUUUGUGUCCCCCCCUCCCUCCUCUCCAGUCAAGGGGGCACAGUUGCGCAUGACAGCACUUGAUUUGUAUGAUAACAAGCCAACCAAGAAGCAAGGAGAUCACAAGCCAAUCAGAUGCCUCCAAAAUCACACUCAAAACAUCAAAACGUUUCGAUCAAACUGGGGUUGUUUUGUUCCAAGCUUGAAACAUCCCCUUUUUUAAAAGGUUAUUUUGUUUCAAGUUCAAAACACUUGAAACAGCCCAUUUGAGUCAAAAUGUUUCAACAUCAAAACGUUUUGCACAUUCCUAAUGUGUAGCCCUUCUUGCUGAAGGGCCACCAGGCAGAUAUCAGGAGCAGAGACUGAAAAUUGUUGCCUUAGUCUGGAAAUCGGCGAAUUGAAAGUCAAAUUCAUUGUUGUUAUAUGUUUAUAUUGUUCUCAAACACAUACUUUAUGUAUGCAGAAUACUCUUUCACAUCAAGAUGAAAGAACUUGGAAAUGCUUUGGUAACCCGUAUUCUGGAGCCCAGUCCUAAGACACAUUAUAUUCUGCCUAAGACUGAACACACCACAUUUACCAAGUCCUGCUUGCAUCCAUAUAUUAAAAGAUUGGAUUGUGAAAGACUUCAGCAAAUCUAAGGAGGAAGGUCAAGAUACUCGCAAAGUGUUUUGCUUUAAAAGAGAUGGAAACUUAGUUAUAAGUAUAGUUGGAGGGCCUAGCAAACAGUCUGUGAGUACCUGGUGCUGCUGAAGCUUAGUGAGUGUGAAGGCCACUAGGAGUGGCAUGUAAUAACAGCACAUCUAAGCAGAAUAAAUAAUAACCACAAGUAGAGACAGAAACAUAGCCUAUGGUAUGUUCCUGUAACAUGUAGCAUAAGGAACACAGGUUUAUGAUCUGCCUGCUAAGACUUUUCUCCUAGCUCACACUGCUUUAUCUGCCAAGGAAUGGUAACUUACGUGUGGGCCAGAAAGGAUGCCAGGAAAGACCCACAGAUCUUUGAUUGCUUGUUCCUAGUCUAAACCAAGUACUUAAACUAUAGUGAAAGCACCAGCUUGGCUGAGGCCCUGCUCUGCAGAGCACUUAAUUAGUGGUGUGCACGGAACCACAUAGGCACAGUCCGGCACUGGGGGGUGGUCCUAGCUUUAAGG
Messenger RNA from Hemicordylus capensis (graceful crag lizard), 7760 nucleotides. It is a transcript of the gene KCNT2, whose product is annotated as potassium sodium-activated channel subfamily T member 2. The transcript has 31 exons. NCBI's taxonomy places the organism in Eukaryota, Metazoa, Chordata, Lepidosauria, Squamata, Cordylidae. Gene Ontology annotation, cellular component: membrane. The record is from RefSeq and is a predicted model, not a curated record. Gene Ontology annotation, molecular function: intracellular sodium-activated potassium channel activity. Bases 114 to 3668 code for a protein of 1184 amino acids. Gene Ontology annotation, biological process: potassium ion transport.